AUGCCUGUCAAGAGCGUCUCACAAAAACGUCGCAAAACCGUCGAACUGACGGACAAACCGGAGAAUGUUUGGCAUCACAAGGCUUCCAACGUGCUUGAACGGGCCAACAUGCACUUUGAUUCUUCAUGUACCAUCGUCCGGAAUCAAGCAAAGAUCAUUUUCGACAAAAUGGAUCACUUGAGCGGACAUUCUUCGGCUGGUUACGCAGCAGUUGCGAUGAUAAAAAUUUUCGCUAUAUUUUUCUUGAUUAUUGUUGUGGUCGAGUGCAUAUUUCAUUUUCGAUCUUAUUUCUGGUUGUUGUGCGGAUAUAUGUGUUCUCUCUUAUAUUUCGCUGUGGUGAUAGUAGUGCGAGGCGCUAACAUGAUUUUGGUGAGUGCAUGGGCUAUUUUUAAGUACGUCUUCUUCUCCAUCGGGAAAAUGCUUUUGGCAUCGACAGGAAUUGCCAUAUAUUACUUAAAGUCCUCCAUGCUAUUCGUUUUAAAUGGCGCGGUUAUUAUUGAGAUUCCCACACGAUGGACCUCGAAUUUGAGCAUUAACGCGAUAGUAAAGGUGAUCAAAACUGUAGCUAUUUUGUUUAUGUUACGAUCUUUCACUUACUUCCUUCACUUGGUUGUGGCGUACAUCAUCAGAGUUCCAAGCAUAAUCUGGGAAAAUGUGGUUGCUAUUUUAGAAUAUGUUCGAAAUUCUAACUCGGAGAUCUUCCUUGCACUCAUCAGACUUGCCUUUAAGUGCCUAACAUCGAUUUCUUCGCUUGCUUCGAAUUGCUGCACUGUUACAUAUUACCAAAUCAAUUUGAUCUCGAACUCUGUCGUCAGUUUAACAAACAGUUGGAAUGGUAUUUUACUGGUAUGCUUCUUGUUUGGGGUACUGGUGCUGGUGUUACUCCUCAGAGCUACAGCUUUUACUAGCAACUUGUUAGGAGCUGGUUGCAAGUCCACGCCUUACUGUUGGCAGUUCAAAGAGAAAGAUUCUUAUUCGUGGAGAAGUUUUGGCCCUUCCGACAAUGUGGCUUUGGAAGAGCUUUAUUGUGACGUGGAUAAUCUAGAAGUUAAAGUGAACCUUAAAGAUACUGCAUCAAGUGUUGUUGUGACACCAUCAUCGCAGAUGUCAGUUAAUUUCGAGGAGAUGUCCAUGCACUCACCCCUCUCUACCCGGUUAUUGCUCCGUCGAUGCUCGACACCAUCUUACAUACAGGAGCCGAACAACAAGUCAUCCACAUUGUGGGUUUGGUAUUGGAAAGACAACGAUGGUUGGAAGAAAUACACUAAAACGAAACAGUCUUCUGGGAUUAAGCAAGAGAAGAUAGAGGCUGCCUAUUUGAAUAAAGAUCGUAUUUAUUCCUUUCGAAACGGUUCUCACAAUUACAUCGUCAAAUUCUACAAAACACCUAUGUACCAAAUGAAUACGGACUCACAGUUCCCUACCAAGCGACAAGUUAGAAGGAGACCAUUGUUUGUUUCAAAAUCAGCACCUGAGAACACAAAUAGGUAUCAUACGGGCAAGGCUAAGGAUUUUGAACGAAAGCGUUUGAGAAAGCACUGCAAAGAAUACCGAACUGUAAGUCAACGUUUUCACGAAACAUUGCCGAAACUCAAGGCCUCCAUAUUGAUGGUGGAAAAAAUUCGGAAUGACGAGUUACGCGAGAGAUACGAAAGUAAGUGCGAACGAUUUCAAAGGAAACUAACACUAAGAGGGUACGAUGAGAUCGAAAAGUUGCUUUUCCAUGGUACAACACCAGAUGUUGUUGAUGCAAUCUGCAAACAUAACUUUGACCACAGAUUGCGAGGGAAGAACGGGACACAGUAUGGAGAAGGAAGCUACUUUGCUGUGGAUGCCUCCUACAGUAAUAACUACAGUAGUGAUGAUGGCGAGAAGACGAGAUACAUGUUUCUGGCAAGUGUGUUAACAGGGGAAUCAAAGCUUGGACGUAGAAACUUUCGUCGACCGCCUCUAAAAGAUCCAAGCAAUCCUACUAGCGAUUUGUAUGAUUCUUGUGUUGACGACGAAAAUCAACCAAAGAUCUUUGUAAUUUUUAAUGACGAACAGUGCUAUCCUUCUUAUUUGAUUAAAUAUCACUUGAAAUAGGUUUAUGUUUCGAGGCCAUAUGCAUCACAAUGGUAAACAUUCAGGAACAAGCGCUUUCAAUAACCCUAUCAGUUGCAGGGAGAACACGAAAUGAAACCCCAUUAAGAAAAGAGAAAAAUAGAUUGUAAAAAAAGAUACAAGGACAAACGGAAUUUACUACAGAGUGCUAUAGCUUGAUAAGCCGUAAAAUUUUCACAACGUAUAGCGUGAAAGAAUAAGCUGUCAUUCUGUUAAAUGGACAAAAUUAAAAAAGUUAAUCAAA
Pocillopora verrucosa is the source of this 2347-nucleotide messenger RNA. NCBI's taxonomy places the organism in Eukaryota, Metazoa, Cnidaria, Anthozoa, Scleractinia, Pocilloporidae. The record is from RefSeq and is a predicted model, not a curated record.